Contarinia nasturtii (swede midge) is the source of this 2640-nucleotide messenger RNA. RefSeq names its product AFG3-like protein spg-7 (gene Afg3l2). NCBI's taxonomy places the organism in Eukaryota, Metazoa, Arthropoda, Insecta, Diptera, Cecidomyiidae. Gene Ontology annotation, cellular component: m-AAA complex; membrane. The transcript is spliced from 8 exons. Gene Ontology annotation, biological process: mitochondrial protein processing; protein-containing complex assembly. Bases 145 to 2556 code for a protein of 803 amino acids. Gene Ontology annotation, molecular function: ATP hydrolysis activity; ATP-dependent peptidase activity; ATP binding. The record is from RefSeq and is a predicted model, not a curated record.
UAAAUAGAAAAAAAGUGAGACUUCAAUUUAUUCAAACGACACGAGAUUAAACUGAACUACGAAUGAUAGCAUUUUGGCAUCUUCAUUUUAUUUAGAAAAAUUAAAGUGAUUUAACCAUUUUAAAGUAUAAACAUAAAUUCAAAUAUGUCAUCUUAUCGAAUGUUAAAAGCGAUAUCAAGACUGGAACCGAAAUCAUCGCACUGUUUCCGACGAUAUUCAUCAAUAACAGACAAAUCUUUAAAAUUAAAUAGCACGGAAACACAAGCCCGAGCGCAGUCAUAUGCAAGUGCACAAUUGUUAUUGAACAAAUAUUUGACACUAUUUUCCGAAAAGCCACCAAAGGGUUUUGGUAAAUUUUUUGGGGAACGUAGCUCAAAUGAACCGCCAAAAGAAGACAAUGAAAGCAAAAGUAAACCGCCACCAAAACGCGAAAGACCAGCACGCGAUUCAAGUGAACCAAAUCCGUUUAAAAAGUUUGGUUUUGAAUUCAAGUUUGGAAAUAGUAGUGGCGGCAGAGAAUCAAAUGACAAAAAAUCAUCAUCGGGCGGAAAAAAUAAUUCGGAUAGAGAAAAAUGGUUUACAUUCGGUAUGAUUGGUGCAGCUAUUGGUAUUGCUGUCUGGUCGUAUUACGGUUAUGCAUACCAAGAGCUUAGCUGGAAAGAAUUGACAAAUUUGAUUUCCAAAGGGAAUAUUGAGCGCCUGGAAGUUAUUAAUAAAAAAUGGGUUCGCGUUGUAAUGGUACCUGGAACUGAAGCAACAACAAAAACUUGUUGGUUCAAUAUUGGAAGCGUUGAUUCGCUUGAAAGAAAUUUGGAGAACGUACAACUCGAUCUCAACAUCGAUCCAAAUAACUAUGUGAAUGUGCUUUAUAAAAAUCAAUUCGAAAUGGAAAGUUUGUCUGGUCUUAUACCAACUUUACUCAUCAUUGGCUCCUUUUUGUAUAUGAUGCGCAAAUCGUCAUCACUAAUGGGCGGAAAAGGUGGCGGACUUUUUGGUGGAGUCAUGCAAUCAACGGCAAAGCUCGUUAAUCCAUCUGAAAUUUCCGUUCGAUUCAAAGAUGUGGCUGGAUGUGAAGAGGCGAAAGUGGAAAUUAUGGAAUUUGUGAACUUUUUAAAGAAUCCAGACCAAUACAUUAAAUUAGGAGCGAAAAUUCCAAAAGGAGCUAUGUUAACCGGCCCACCAGGUACUGGCAAAACGUUAUUGGCAAAAGCAACAGCUGGUGAAGCCAAUGUGCCGUUCAUUUCGGUGUCUGGUUCGGAAUUCUUAGAGAUGUUUGUUGGUGUUGGUCCAUCACGUGUACGUGAUAUGUUUAAACAAGCACGAAAAAAUGCCCCAUGCAUUUUAUUCAUCGAUGAAAUUGAUGCGGUCGGUCGAAAGCGUGGUGGUAAAAAUUUUGGCGGUCACUCAGAAGCCGAGAACACAUUGAAUCAGCUUUUAGUUGAAAUGGAUGGUUUCAAUACAACGACAAAUGUAGUCGUAUUGGCCGCUACGAAUCGUGUCGAUAUUUUGGAUAAAGCGCUUUUACGUCCUGGACGUUUUGAUCGGCAAAUUUAUGUGCCAGCGCCUGAUAUAAAAGGACGUGCAAGCAUAUUUAAAGUUCAUUUAGGUCCAUUAAAAACCGAUUUAGAUAAAAUGGAGCUAUCACGAAAAAUGGCCGCUCUAACGCCUGGUUUCACUGGUGCCGAUAUAGCAAAUGUUUGUAAUGAGGCUGCAUUGAUUGCGGCCCGUGAUUCAUAUGAAUCCAUAAUAUUGAAGCAUUUUGAGCAAGCAAUUGAACGUGUCAUUGCUGGUAUGGAAAAGAAAACGAAUGUAUUGUCACCGGAUGAAAAACGUACGGUUGCCUAUCAUGAAGCUGGUCAUGCAAUUGCCGGUUGGUUUUUGGAAUUUUCCGAUCCAUUGUUGAAAGUUUCAAUAAUUCCGCGUGGAAAAGGUCUUGGAUAUGCACAAUACUUACCAAAAGAUCAGUAUCUAUUAUCAAAAGAGCAAUUAUUUGAUCGAAUGUGUAUGACAUUGGGUGGACGUUGUUCGGAGGAGAUUUUCUUUGGUCGCAUUACAACCGGUGCCCAAGAUGAUUUACAAAAAGUCACACAAAAUGCAUAUGCUCAAAUUUCUGUAUAUGGUAUGAAUGAAAAAGUUGGCAAUGUUAGUUUUGAUACACAAGAACGAGUUACCAAACCAUAUUCCGAACAAACGGCCCAACUCAUUGACGAUGAAGUGAGACUUCUUAUCGAUUCAGCAUACGUACGAACGAAGGAUUUACUUCUUAAGCAUAAAUCGGAUGUAGAAAAGGUUGCCGAACGCUUACUUAAAAAUGAGGUAUUGAAACGUGAAGAUAUGAUUGAAUUGCUUGGACCACGUCCAUUCAAAGAGAAAUCCACAUAUGAAGAGUUUGUUGAAGGUACCGGCUCAUUUGAAGAAGAUACCACAUUGCCAGAAGGUCUUAAGAGUUGGAAUAAAGAGAAAACUGCAGAUACUACUAAACCACCAGCAUCCGUAGAAAAACAAACAACGGAACCAACGUCAACAAAUACCGAAAGUCAGGAAAAGAAAUCAUAAUUCUGCGUUUAUUUUGUUUUUUUUUUUUCUUUCAAUAAAUCGAAACUGUUAUAGCAUCUCUUUAAAUUAAAAAGAAAAGAAAAU